Molecule: messenger RNA, 4776 nt
Organism: Falco peregrinus (peregrine falcon)
Lineage: Eukaryota; Metazoa; Chordata; Aves; Falconiformes; Falconidae
Gene: ZNF704
Product: zinc finger protein 704
Exons: 9
Coding region: 322-1863 (513 amino acids)
Biological process (GO): regulation of transcription by RNA polymerase II
Cellular component (GO): nucleus
Molecular function (GO): DNA-binding transcription factor activity; RNA polymerase II cis-regulatory region sequence-specific DNA binding
Source: RefSeq, a predicted model, not a curated record
AGCGGGAGCGGACCCCGCGCCGCGCCCGACAGCCGGGUCGGGCCGGGUCGGACGGGCAGGCCGGCGGAGGAGGCCGGCGGGAGCAGGUGGGCGAGCGGCGGGGCGGCCGCACCGGCACCGGGCCCGCCUCGCCGCGCCCGCGGGGCCCCAUGGCCGCGGCGCGGGCGCGUCCGGCGCACACACCCACCGCCGUCUCCCGGUGAGCGCCGCCGCCGCCCCUUGGGAUCGGCGCUGCCGCUGCGCGCCGGCGGCGGGGGCCGCUGCCCGCAGCCGGGGCUGAGCGCGGCGGGAGGCGGGCCGGGCCGGGCGGGCGGAGGCACCAUGCAGGCGCGGCGCCUGGCCAAGCGCUCCAGCAUGGGCAGCCGGCGGCUGAGCGCUGGGCCGGCGGCCGCGCAGGCGGACGGGGUCCGGCCCCCCAAGCCUGAGAGCGCCUGGAGGCCGCCCCGGCGGGAGGGCUCUGCCGCGGCGCUGGAGGAGGAGGACGAAGACGAGGACGUGGUGGUGGAGGUGGAAGAGGAAGAGGAGGAGGAGGAGGGCGGCCUGGGGAGCCCCCCCCCGGCGCUGACCGGCCACGGCAAGGGCCCCCUCCGGGGGAGCCUGAAGGCAGCCAGCAUCAAGCGUGAAAUGACCUUCCCUGCAUUUCAACAGGAGGAUGUAAAAAGUGACAUCAGUCAAAAACUGCCAGACCAACAGUUUCUCCUGUUCACCACAAAGGAGGAAGAUUUAAAAACAGCAGAGACCAAAAAACCAAACAGAGCUCAUGAGUAUGAAAAGGAAAACACUCGUUCGGUUUGCCUUCUGGAACAGAAGCGCAAGGUUGUUUCUUCAAAUAUUGAUGUGCCUCCAGCAAGAAAAUCUUCAGAAGAACUUGACAUGGAUAAAGUAACAGCAGCUAUGGUACUCACCAGUUUAUCCACCAGCCCUUUGGUCCGCAGCCCUCCUGUCCGACCCAACGAAUCCCUGAAUGGAUCUUGGAAAGAAGGAGGAUUUGUGCCUUCUAGUACCAGCAGCAGUGGAUACUGGAGCUGGAAUGCUCCCAGUGACCAGUCCAACCCAUCCACCCCAUCUCCACCUCUGUCAGCUGAUAGCUUCAAAGCUUUUCGGACACCUUCCCAGCCAGAUGAUGGUAUUGAUGAAGCUGAAACAAGCAACCUUCUCUUUGAUGAGCCCAUUCCUAGGAAGAGGAAGAACUCCAUGAAGGUGAUGUUCAAAUGCCUGUGGAAAAACUGUGGGAAGGUACUGAGCACAGCUGCAGGGAUUCAGAAACACAUACGGAACAUUCACCUUGGACGCGCAGGAGAGUCUGACUACAGUGAUGGAGAGGAGGAUUUUUACUAUACAGAAAUCAGGCUCAACACGGACUCGGUAGCAGAUGGCUUAAGCAGUCUUUCCCCAGUCUCUCCAUCUUUAGCAUCUCCUCCUUCCUUUCCCACGCAAGAUACAAUCCGUCCUGAAACUUCCUGUGCCAAAACUGAGACUAAAUUGAUGACACCUCUGAGCCGCUCAGCUCCUACCAACCUCUACCUCGUACACACGGACCACGCUUACCAGGCCACUCCUCCAGUGAACAUUCCAGGUUCAACAAAAUUCACUCCCAAUGGCAGUAGCUUUAGCAUCUCUUGGCAGUCGCCUCCAGUUACCUUCACCGGCAUUCCAGUCUCACCAACUCAUAAUCGUCCUGCAGGGAGUGGAGAGCAGAAACAGUCUCACACAGUUCUUUCAUCACCGCCUAGAGUAGCGUUUGGCUUGAGGAAGCCUAGAGGGGAGGGGAAAAAGUGUCGGAAGGUCUAUGGGAUGGAGAACAGAGAUAUGUGGUGUACUGCCUGCCGAUGGAAGAAGGCCUGCCAAAGGUUCAUCGACUAAAGAUUGAAAUUAUGCAGAGGAUUUGGGGAUGGGGAAUGACAACAGCAGAACCAGAUUGCUGUAGCUGCACUGUAUCACUUCCCAUUUUCCCUCCAGUGAUGUGGUGUUGGGGGUUUUGGGGUGGGUGUUUUUUUGGGUUGUUUUUUUUUUUUAAAGAGCUUUGUUUUUCAAAGUGAAGCACUUGUAGCCAAGGAGAAGCACUAAUCAAAACCUGUGUGGAGCAAUAGAGAAAAAAAAAAAAAAGCAAAACCAAGAACAUACAAGAAAAUUCUGUCGUACUAAUUAUGGAAACCAGAGCAGCUAUUAGUGUUUUUCUGUAAAAGAAAGGAAAAAGUUAAUUUUUUUGCUAACUCUGUGAGCUACUUGCUCCUUAGGAUCAUUUUUAACCAUUUCAGUCUCUGUGCUGUGAACGUCUGUAUUUGCUAAACUGAACAAUUUUUCUUUUCCUGAAAUGAAGAUCUCUUUUUGAAAGCUUUCUAAUAAACACUUCAGAGUCAUAUAAACUACAGUUUUCUCAACAAAAGCUGUACCAAGACUGGAGACUGCUAAAUAAUUCUCCUGAUACAAAGGAUCAUGUUUAUAUUAUAUUUUUGGAAAGGGGAUGUGGGGAGGAGUUGGGAUUUUCAUUUGUUUGUUUAUAGGAGAAAAGCAAAGUCUGAAUUUGCAAGAAGGACAAGCAGUGCUUCUGGAAGAUUUUUAAACCAGGCACAGACCAGUGGAGUGGAACAAAGUAAUUUAAGUACCAAAUUGGAUGUUGAUCCUCUAGAGGAAGAAAAGCAGCAAUGGAAAGUCACCAGCAGAUAUUGUCACAAGAAGCUGAGAGAAGAAAUUCAGUGAUGCUUGAUUGAAACCCUUAAGAAUAUAAUGGGGGUCCAGUAGCUAUUAGCGCUCUCCCAUUUCUGAGGGAGGAUGAACAGUUGGACCAGCACGGCUGUUGCUGCAGGAGGCCUAUAAAGAAGUGGUAAAUGUGACCACUAGGAUUAUAUGUAAUACCUAUUCAGGGACAUGAUCCAGCCCAGCAGUUCUGCUCUUGCUUCCUUUUCUCUAUUUGAGAGAUUGUUGUUAAGAUAAUAGUUUGCUCAGCUUAUUUUUUCCUCCCUAUUAAAGUUGCUAAGAUUUAUUUGACGCAAAAAAUUGGUAGAGAAAAGGAAAAUGCCCCCUUUUCACAUGUCAUCUCAAAAAAGUACAACAGCAAAGGAACAACAUGCUUAUGGUAAAAGUCCAUUUCUUAACUCCUUUUGAUGUACGAAUUAACAAGUUUCUCUACUUGCAAUACUUGGAUAGAUUUGGGUGCUUUGGUUUCUUUGUCCAUUAGAAGGUAUACAGCAGAAUGCGGCAAGAUGGUGUUCUGUCUCAACUUGUAUUGAAUUACCAUUAAUUAAAACUUCCUUCAGUUUGAAAAUGAAGUGAGGAUUUACUAGGCUAUGAAUCUAUACAGUUAAACAAUACUUGCCUAUUAAAGAAAGCCAGACUCCUUAAAGAAAAUCAAAGACAUAGAAGCAAAAUUUUGCUUAUCAGUAGAGGCAUGGAGGACCAGAAAUUCCUGGAUUUAUUUUUUUUUCAUACAAUUUGAAAUCAGACCAGAGCUUUUUCUUUUUUAUUGUUGUUAGACAAUUAUUAUUGUCUAAGAUGGCUCAUUCUCACUGAAAUAAGGGAACUCUAAGUAUCUAAACAGCUUUCUAAAAUGUGGUCCAAAGUUCACUUGGUAGCUUUAUUAAGUAUGCAUUGCUACUUAUGCCUGUGUAAAAGCACAAAAUAACAAUGCAGUUGUUUAGAAUGUACACUCUGAAUUCAGUAAUGUAGUACUGAGAAGUAAAAUUUAUAGUAGGAGCUACCGAAAGUUAUUAUCUGAUUUUCUUUGAACAAGCUAAUUGGGCGAUCAGAUGCUUAAUUUGAGGAUGCUAUUUCUGCAUUUGUUUACAAAUUGUGUCAUUUACGUGUGCAAGUGGCAAGAUAUGCUUGCAUGCAAGCAAUUACUUGAUUUUUUGCUCAGUUGUGUUCUCUAAGUCAUUUAAAAAACCAAAACAAAAAUCUGACUCUGAAAUCUAAUAAGACCCUGAAAUAAAUAUACAUAAGCGUGUAUGAGUAUUUAUAUAUAUAUAAAACUAUAUAUUAUAUAGGUUAUAUAUAUAUAUUAAAAAAAAUUGGGAUCAAUAGGGAGGAGAAAGAUUGUUUUCUUUAUAAAUAUAAAAAACAAGACACUAAAGGUCAGUGAAUAUACAUAGCCACUGUAUUAUGUUGUUUCCUUUUAGUGAAUUGUGGGUCAUGGUGGUUUUUUGGAUGUUGUAUUUUUUCAAUUUCCUUAGUAAAAUACCUCACAGUAAUUCAUGGUUAUUUCAUCUUCAAACACCGAGCUUGUGGAUGGUGUAUUUACUUUGGUAGAACUUAGAAAAUUCGGGACUUUUCCAAGAUACUCCUGCCAGUUUGCCCCCUCAUUUUUACGAGCACUCCAAGACUUAAUUAAAAAGCGUUCCAUAAUUAAUUUGACUGUUGUUAGACUUGACAGUAUUUGCCUUUACAUUUGUUGUUCCCCUCCUUUUAUAUUUUCCAUUUUGCUUUGGAAGAUUUUUUUGAAAAUAAUGUAUCCGAUUGUAUAUUGUUUCUAUAAUGUCAUGGCAUUGUGAGCACCUUUCCUGAGGGCACUUUACGAAUUAUUGUAAUAAGAUUAUUCUUUAUGAAUUUCUGCACAGGAGAAUGGUUUUGUUGCCAGACCGGAUUGCCCUCUGGUACAAAUUCGAUAUGGAUUACAUAUAGGCACAAAAGCCACAAAUCAUCGAACCAGGAUGAAAAGUUGGUAUUAGCAAAACAGAGGACAGAAGGUACUUGAUUGAUCCUGCCAGGACAAAGCUAAAUUACCAGUAUUUUUACACAACCUUUAAUCAGCAGUUUAUAUUAAAUCAGUUUUGCAUCUCA